Messenger RNA from Polychytrium aggregatum, 1478 nucleotides. Its product is annotated as cytokine-induced anti-apoptosis inhibitor 1, Fe-S biogenesis-domain-containing protein. The transcript has 5 exons. Gene Ontology annotation, biological process: iron-sulfur cluster assembly. Lineage: Eukaryota; Fungi; Chytridiomycota; Chytridiomycetes; Polychytriales. The record is from RefSeq and is a predicted model, not a curated record. Gene Ontology annotation, cellular component: cytoplasm. Gene Ontology annotation, molecular function: iron-sulfur cluster binding. Bases 98 to 1183 code for a protein of 361 amino acids.
GAUCCUGACCAUCCAUCUGUCCAUCAGCCGCCAGAACAUCACUCGGCCAAGACCGCUGCCCGAAACCCGCAUCUCCUCCCAGCGUCAAACAAUCGCAAUGCCUCUGUCAAGUGCUCUUCGAUCUGGAGACUCUGUUCUGAUGAUCGGCAACCCUGCCGCCACUCCCCAGGAUCUCCAGUCCUCCCGAGCUCAGAUUGUCGACAUCGUCGGGGCCGCCGGCUCGGUUGCCUUUGAGCAGCUGGAUCGUCUGCAGCAGAUCACUCUCAAGGGCUCGUCCUUCUCGGCCAUUGUCUCCGGCUGCGUCAACCCACCGGCAUUUGUGCACCCGGAAGCGUCGCUCUCUGCCCUUUCGCGGUCGCUCAAGCCCUCGGGCUCGUUCCACAUCACCGAACCCACCGUUGUCGACUCGGCAGCCUCCAUCAACGCCUCCAAGCACGGCAACCCGGCUCUGCCUUCCAGAACGCCCUCCGCUCUCCUGUCGGCCGUUAAGCUCGCCGGCCUGGUUGACAUCGAGCUGGUUGGUUCACGCAAGGUGUCGGAUGCGGAGCUGGAGAGCUGGAUUGCCUUCUGGGGCGUCGAUGCUGCCGAUGUCGAGGCCGUGAAGCAAUCCCUGAGCGGCAACCUGUUCGUCUCGGAGGUCACGGCGAAGAAGCCUGCGUACGAAGUCGGUGCCGCUGUCAAGCUCUCCUUUGGCAAGAAGGCGGCGAGUGCAGCCCCAGUCGCCUCUCCCGCUCCCAAACAGUCGGUCUGGACGGUCUCUGCCAAUGACGACGACGACGACGACGAUGCUGAGCUUGAGGACGAUGAAGCGCUGCUGGAUGAGGAGGACCGUGCCAAGCCGGUUCAACGACCCGACGAUUGCGAGCUAACGGAUGGACAACGCAAGGCUUGCAAGAAUUGCACCUGUGGCCGGGCCGAAGAAGAAGCCGAGGAAGAACAACGAGCAAUUGAGCAGGUUGCCACCCUGGCGGGCCCAACGAUCUCGGCCACCACCACUGCCACGGGCGUGACCGUUGUUCAGGGCAAGCAGCGCAAGGCCGUACCUGUCUCCUCGUGUGGAAACUGCUAUCUUGGCGAUGCCUUCCGCUGCUCCAGCUGCCCCUACAUGGGCAUGCCUGCUUUCAAGCCUGGCGAAAAGGUCGUUCUCGGCGGAAAUCUCCUCAAGGACGACAUCGAGUACUGAGCGGCACCGAUCAACAAUUAGCCUCCCCAGUCGACGUUUGCAUCUAUUCCAAAGAUGCGGAACUCUGGCCGUCCCCGAGCUGUCACUGGCCAGCACAACGCGGAACGACAUCGAACUGCGGCGCUGUCUGGUAUCGUCGCUGUUCCUCUGCAGCUCACAGCUGCACGCAGCAUUGAUUGUACGAUCGAGCGGUGGAUGACGCUCCAGCUCAUAGCUACUCGGCGACACUGGACCGAGCUCAUCGGGCCAUGCUGCAGCACCCUGCGAUCCAAUGCAAUACACGCCGUCUGCCCCA